UACAGCCAUCUGCAGCUCAGCAGACAGGCUGGGACUCAUCAGGCUCUGGCCAGCUACACGGAGGCUCUGCAGAAGCAAGUCUGGGCCCCUCAGUCCCUGGGCCAUGAACAGCAAUUGGCAAAUGUAGUUUGCUAACACCAGGGAAAGCCGGGCCGGUGUUGGAUUGCACCCUAUCCGUCCCGUCCUCUCAGCGUCCAGGCAUGGCAGAGCUGUGCCGCAUGGACUCCACGCUGACUGCCCUGGAUGAGGAGACGCUCUGGGACCUGCUGGAGGGUCACCGCUGCAAGAUCGUGCAGAGCAUCUGCCCCAGCCGCCUCACCCCCUACCUGCGUCAGGCCAAGGUGCUGGGCCAGCUGGAUGAGGAGGAGGUCCUCCACAGCCCCCGCUUCACCAACAGUGCCAUGAGAGUCGGACACUUGCUGGAUCUGCUGAAGGCCAGAGGGAAGAACGGUGCCGUCGCCUUUCUGGAAAGCCUGAAGUUCCACAACCCUGAUGUCUACACUCUGGUCACUGGGCUGCAGCCUGAUAUUGACUUUGGCACCUUCAGCGGUCUCAUGGAAACGUCCAAGCUGACUGAGUGUCUGGCUGGGGCCAUCAGCAGCCUGCAGGAGGAGCUGGCCCAGGAGAAGGCGCAGAAGGAGGCGCUGCUUCGGAGAUACCAGCAGCUGAAGGAGCGCCUGGGCGCCGCUGAGGCCCGGGCAGAGGGUCUGCGUCAGCUAGAGGCCGACCACAGCCGCAUGAAGCGAGAGGUGAGCGUGCACUUCCACGAGGUCCUGAAGCUGAAGGAUGAGAUGCUGACGCUGUCCCUGCACUACAGCAACGCGCUUCGAGAGAAGGAGCUGGCCGCAACGCGCUGCCACAGCCUGCAGGAGGAGCUCUACCUGGUGAAGCAGGAGCUACAGCGGGCAAGCCUCGUGUCCUCGUGUGAACGGGAAUCUCGAGAGAGAUCCCUGAAGAUGGUCAGCGACCUGGAGUCUGAGGGAGCGGAACUGAACCGCCUUAAGGAGGAAAAUGAAAAGCUGCGCUCCAUGACCUUCAGCCUGGUGGAGAAGGACAUUCUGGAGCAGAGCCUGGAUGAGGCCCGGGAGAGCAAGCAAGACCUGGUGGACCGCAUCCACUCGCUGCGGGAGCGAGCGGUGGCCGCAGAGAGGCAGCAGAAGCAGUACUGGGAGGAGAAAGAACAGACCCUGCUCCAGUUCCGGAAGACCCAGGUGGACUGCGAGCUGUACAGAGAAAAGAUGACCACGCUACAGGGCCAGGUGGCUGAGCUGCAGAAGGAACGUGACCAGGCAUACGCAGCCAGGGACAGGGCCCAGAUGGAGAUUUCUCAGCGCCUGGUGGAGAAGGAUGCCCUGCGCAGGACGGUGUUCGAGCUGACGGAGCAGCUCUGCGAGCUGAGGACUCAGCUGCGCAAGCUGCAGGCAGAGCCCCCGGGAGGGCCCAAGCAGGAAGCGGGAGCCAGGGAACUCUGCCUUCGGGGGAAGCAGAGGCUUGUGCGGAUGCAUGCCGUGUGUCCACCGCCGCCCGAUGACAGCGACCGCAGCCUCCUCAGCUCCACCGAGUCCCGGCUGUGGUGGGACCUGAAUUCCAGCUCCAGCCGAGAGCAGAUGGACAGCUUCCGCUCCAGCAGCCCUAUGCCUCCCAGCCAGCAGUCACUGCACAAGCGGGUGGCGGAGGACUUCCUGGCAGAUCCGGAGUCUCUAAGCUUCUCGGAGGCCCCGGAGGCGAGGCUUGAAGGGACUGUGGGGGACGACACGGACACAGACCUGGAGUAUGAGAUGCUGGACGGAGCAGACCUCUGCCAGCCGGAGGACAGCCCGCAGGAGUCUUCGCAGAGCCUGACUAUCUCAGAAAGCAGCAUCCCUGUGAGGCGGAGGCCAGCCCGCAAGAUCCUAAGCCAGGUCACAGUGCUGGCAUUCCAAGGGGACCCACUGCUAGAGCAGAUCAGCGUCAUCGGCGGGAACCUCACCGGUAUCUUCAUUCACCGGGUCACCCCCGGCUCCGCGGCAGAUGAGAUGGCCUUACGUCCUGGCACUCAGAUCAUGAUGGUGGACUACAAGCCGACUGAGCCGUCAUUAAGGGCCACGCUGGAGAAUGCCACGCUGGAGCAGGCUGUGGGCCUUCUCAAGAGGGUGAAUGGUUCCUGCUACCUGUCUGUGAAGAUCAACACUGAGGGUUAUAAGAACCUAAUCCAGGACCUCGAAGCCAAAGUGGUGACCUCUGGAGACUCAUUCUACAUCCGGGCCAACCUGGCCAUGCAGAGGAAGGGUGAGGGAGAGCUGAAUGUGCACUGCAAUGAUAUCCUGCACGUCACCGACACCAUGUUCCGAGGCCGAGGCUGCUGGCACGCCCAUCGCGUGAACCCCUACACCAUGAAAGACAUGGAGUCCGGCACCGUCCCCAACUAUUCACAGGCGCAGCGGCAGCUCCUGGCCCUCAUCCAGGACAUGACUCAACGGUGCACAGUUCCCCGAAAGGUCGGGAACCUUGUUCUCUUGGGACACAGAGCACCUUUCACUUUGAGCACCCAUCUGUCCCUGAGCAAGCCUUCUGGAGGAACACAGAAGUUAGUACGAAUUGUCAGUGUGGACAAAGCCAGUGUCAGCCCUCUGUCUUCAUCCUUUGACCACGGCCAGCUGGACUCUGGCAAGGAGGAAGGCAGCUCCAGCGUGUGCUUCUGGGCAGAGAGCUGCUUUACCCUGGCGCCAUACACUCUGGUGCACCCCCACAGGCCUGCCCGGCCCCGGCCUGUGCUCUUCGUGCCCAGAGUGGUUGGGAAGAUCCUGGGCAAAAAGCUGUGUGCCCUCCAAGGUUUUAAGCGGUGUCCGGCAGAGUACCUGAGCCGGGAGGAGUACAUCAUGUGGAGCCAGAGAGGGGCCAUCAUCCAGGAGGAAGAGUCAGCAGGUGACCACUGGCUCACCCGGCACGCCGUGGAAUCCCUCAUGAACACGAGCACCCAUGCCCUGCUGGAUGUCCGGCUGGACAGCGUCCGAGUCCUGCACAGAAUGGACAUUUUCCCCAUCAUCAUCCAUGUCUCUGUCAAUGAGAAGACGGCCAAGAAACUCAGGAAGGGUCUGCAGCGGCUGGGCAGCUCGGAGGAGCAGUUCCUGGAGGCGGCCCGGCAGGAGGAGGGGGAACUGGACAGGGUGCCCUGUCUGUACAGCAGCCUGGCCCCCGACAGCUGGAGUGACCUGGACGGCCUGCUCAGCUCUGUGCGCCUGGCCAUUGCUGACGAGCAGAAGAAGGUGGUGUGGACAGAGCACAGCUCCCGCUGAAACCCAGACCUGCUUCGGGACUGUGGGGACCUCCACGUGCCUGUUAACACUGCCAGCAAACCACCCCACUUCCUUCGGGUGAGGGCCUCCCUCAGGUGCUCACGGCAAUCAAGGUGUAAAUGAUGGAGCCACCUUAUCGCACCAUGACCUGCGCUUAUGGAGGACACGGGGACAUUCUGCUACACUGCUGCCCUUCCUGAGACCUGCUUGGGGCCAGGGCCCCAACCUCCUGUGGUAACAGAAUAGCUUCCUGGGGACUGUCCUCUCUUUCUACACUUCUGAUGUCAAAGGAACCUUGAAAGCUCACUGGAACAGUCCUCCUGGCCCAGGGCAGGGGCACAGCCUCUGGUGAGCCAUGGGCGUGGCUGACUCUCCUCAGCUGCCACAGACACUGCCCAGGAAGUUGCUCUUCGAGGACAGUGGCUCUUCGACUCACGGCCUCUGUGUCCAGCCCCAAAGGCCAGGUUGCUUUGGUAGGUGUCCUGGACAGAGCCAAAGGACCCUCCCUGAGUGAGGAACUGACUGUCAAGCUGACAUGACCCCAGGUCCUUCUUGGGGGUCAUUACACCCCACAUGGGUAAAGCCACCACCUAGCCAUAAGCUGAGUCAUUUUGACAAGUCUUUGAGUCUCAGGGCCUAAGAUCCAGUGUGCUACUAUGAAGGUCUGUGAACUAUUA
Molecule: messenger RNA, 3952 nt
Organism: Psammomys obesus (fat sand rat)
Lineage: Eukaryota; Metazoa; Chordata; Mammalia; Rodentia; Muridae
Gene: Card14
Product: caspase recruitment domain family member 14
Exons: 22
Coding region: 201-3275 (1024 amino acids)
Biological process (GO): regulation of apoptotic process
Molecular function (GO): protein binding
Source: RefSeq, a predicted model, not a curated record